GUUGAGUGGCAGCAUUGUUUUAAAAUAAAAAAAAUGUUUUUGUGCAUCUACCGAGCGAUGUCUCGAUGUCUGUUUUGGGGAUAAAUAAUAUUUUUGAAUUAAUGAAAAUUUACAAAGGUUUUUGUUGAAUACUUGACUUUAGCGGUCACUAAGUGCCGAAAACAAUAUAUUAAUUAAUCUACUUAAGCCUCGUUUAAAUUACUGUGAUCGGCUAACCUCUGUAACGUUUGAAAUGGCGCUUAAAGUGUGGAUAGUUGAAGUAUUUUCGGUAGAAGACAACUUAAUGGUACCCAAAUAUAAUAGGAAAGUGAAAUUGAGAGCGGAAUACGACCCGCAGGGUAUCAAUUUAAAACUAUUAGAAAUGGAUGAAUCCAAUCAACUGUUAGAAUUUCCCGUAGAUGCUGAUACAGAUUGUUGUAAAGUGGGUACAACUUCUUAUUUAUUUGCAAUUGAAAACGAUACUAUACUAAUAAAAUUUAGCAAUAGGGACGAAGCUAGGUAUUUUACUAUAGCAAUAACGAAAAUUAAAUCUGGCAAGGAUGCUUCUAUAUUUUCUGUACGGACGGAAGACUCAUCUGCAGCACAGUAUUUUCAAUUUUACGGUUAUUUAUCACAACAACAGAAUAUGCUUCAGGAUUUCGUGAGGACUUACACGUAUCAAAGAGCAAUAUUGUGUAACUUAGAAGAUUUCAAAGACAAAGUAGUGUUAGAUGUAGGCGCCGGUUCGGGCAUUUUAUCAUUUUUCGCGGCCCAGGCGGGCGCGAAGCGCAUCUACGCCGUCGAGGCGUCCACCAUGGCUCAUUAUGCACAAAAAUUAGUCGAGGCCAACAAUCUUACUAGUUCCAUUAAGGUGAUUCCAGGGAAGAUCGAAGAGGUCGAAUUGCCCGAGAAGGUCGAUGUGAUCAUAUCCGAACCAAUGGGUUACAUGCUAUACAAUGAACGGAUGUUGGAAUCUUAUUUGAAUGCCAAAAGGUGGCUGGCGCCCACCGGUAAAAUGUACCCCUCCAGGGGUGAUUUGCACAUCGUCCCUUUUACAGAUGAUGCCCUUUACAUGGAACAGUAUAGUAAAGCGAAUUUUUGGUUUCAAACUUGCUUUCAUGGCGUCAAUCUUUCCGCCUUGCAAAAUUGCGCCGUGAAGGAGUAUUUUAGGCAGCCUAUCGUGGAUACUUUUGAUAUUAGGAUCUGUAUGAGCAAAUCCAUUCGACACGUAGUAGAUUUCCUAGAAACAGAUGAGACUGAUCUUCACACAAUCGACAUACCACUAGAAUUUCACAUUUUAGAAUCGGGCACCUGCCACGGUCUGGCGUUUUGGUUCGACGUCGCCUUCGGCGGUUCCCAACAAACCAUUUGGCUGAGUACGGCCCCCACGGAGCCGCUCACCCAUUGGUACCAAGUCAGGUGUUUAUUGGAACAACCACUUCUGCUCAAACAGGGCCAAGUCCUGACCGGCAGGGUGGUGCUAUUGGCCAACAAACGCCAAAGUUACGACGUCACGAUCGAGCUGACGGUAGAGGGCACCACGCAGACGUCGCAGAACACGUUGGACUUGAAGAAUCCGUACUUCAGGUAUACGGGAGCUCCGGUCCAGCCUCCUCCAGGUAAGCGAAUCUCCCUGUGCUGUAGCGCCGGUUGCCCCUCGGCCUUAGAUAAGAGAAGAGCGCCUCCCGAUAAGAGGGGGGUCGUUAGAAGACGGGCGGCUUUCGCCUCGGAAAAGAGGGCUAGCGUCAGAAGAAGAAUGCUUCACAGUUUAGAUUGCCAGGAACACGUUUGUUGGCUGCGACAGUAACGUUGCGUGUUGCUUGGAAGAGCUUUCUUGUUAUUUUUUUUUUUUUUUUUCUUCAUAGUUUUAAAAACAGUUAAUCAUCAUAGUGUUAUCUAUUUUUUUUAUUUCGAUUUUAUUGGAAAAAUAUAUUUUAUUUUUGGUUU
Molecule: messenger RNA, 1926 nt
Organism: Psylliodes chrysocephalus
Lineage: Eukaryota; Metazoa; Arthropoda; Insecta; Coleoptera; Chrysomelidae
Source: the annotation of a GenBank genome assembly